This is a messenger RNA of Vitis vinifera (wine grape), 916 nucleotides long. RefSeq lists its product as uncharacterized. The record is from RefSeq and is a predicted model, not a curated record. NCBI's taxonomy places the organism in Eukaryota, Viridiplantae, Streptophyta, Magnoliopsida, Vitales, Vitaceae. The coding region runs from base 265 to 633 and encodes 122 amino acids. The transcript has 6 exons.
GCUGGCCCAGUCUCAGCCCAUUAUCACCUGACUGAACUGGCGCCCUACACGGCUGAUCACCUCACUGGACUGACAGUACACUUCAUUAGGGUUUGCUCGCGGCACAAAAAGCCCUGAUCACGGUUUACACAAGAGCAUUCAACCGUUCCUUCUUCGAACGUUGUGUUUCGGUCGAUCUCUGAGUUCAAGUGUUGCUCGCUGUGUUGGGAAAGUGUAUCAGAUUUACCCUUUGGGCAGGAUUGGAAACCAAUGUGAUUAUCAAUCAUGAGGCUCUAUGAUGGUUUCACAGAAAUAUUGAAGAUUCAAAAGUUCAGGAGGCUAGUGUCCUAUACUGGAUUUUAUUGCUUCACUGCUGUCAUAGCCUAUGCCUAUACCAACAAUACAACUAGAGCUGGUUACUCAAGAGCUGACCAAUUCUAUGCGUCCUUCCCAUCUGGAACCGAGCUGUUGACCGACACCACUAAGUUAUAUAAAACUGCACUUGGCAAUUGCUUUGAAGUGGAAGAAUGGGGUCCAAUUGAGUACUGCAUCAUGGCUAAACACUUUGAGCGCCAAGGAAAAACACCAUAUGCUUAUCAUGCGCAAUACAUGGCUCACCUUCUCUCUCUUGGACAACUUGAUGGAAGUGGCUAGCCAAAGAGUACAAAUUCCCACCACAUGGAUGAGUUUAAAACCUCUUACUAAUAUCAACAUGAAACAAUACUCAUGAAAUGUCUGAAGGUAUUUGGUGAUAAUCGACAGAAUGAAAAGUUUAGUGAUGCCAGUGCUCUCUAUGACAUGUGAAAUAUAAAACUGCUUCUAAAUUUUGUUAUCUCAUUGUACCACUAAGUUUCAGAUAUUCUACAUUAGGAAAAGGGGUUCUCAAUAAAAGAGAGUGAAAAAAUGGUAAGAGUUUCAUUCUCAGAUUUAUAGGCCA